CAAAUCAAUAGACUGUCGCAUCAGAAACGACAAUCGAGCAACAAUUUCUCAUCAGCUGUGCGAGUAAACGUGCAAGAACUACACUUUGCUACAAGUGAAAGGGACAAAGGCCAACCAUUAUCUGUGCCUAGUGAUAUAAUUGUUGUUCCGAGUGCAAAUUAGCAAAGCAGUGCUAGAGUUCAGACCAGCUACUUGGCUGCAAGGUACUUUCUAAUAUUCAAACGCCGACCAACUAGCGAGGUCAGGUAGCCAAAGUAACCCGUUCCGUGUUGCAUGGUGUGCGGCCUACGUGACUCAGAAACAGUUAUCAAUGGCGCAACACACACGCAAAGUUCAGUGACCAAUUUCUGUGCAGCAGCCAAACGCCAAACGCAACCCCUGAAACUCCUCAGACGGCGUCUAACGGCCAACUGAUAAAGUAUUGAACUGUCCGAGUGGCAGUUGUGUUCUACUAAAUAUUACUACUUGUUAACUAAACAAAUACCUCGGCACAAUGUUGGACGUGAUCCAACCCAGCAGCAACCUCCCGACCAGCGAGAGCACCGAUGUUGUGGUGGUCAGAGCCAGGCCAAAGAAGGUAUUUAAGCCAAAGGCGCGUAUCAAUCGGAUUCCCCAGGAGCUGCUCGAUGAUCCACUGCUGCAACAGGCCAUCGACCGCCUGCCCUCGAACUACAACUUCGAGAUGCACAAGACCAUCUGGCGCAUUCGGGAGAUGAAGGCCAAGCGAGUGGCCCUGCAACUACCGGAGGGCCUGCUGAUGUACGCCAUGGUUAUCAGCGACAUUGUAGAGCGAUUCACCAGCGCAGAUACUGUGAUAAUGGGCGAUGUGACUUAUGGAGCUUGCUGCGUGGACGACUACACCGCCAAGGCGUUGGGAGCUGAUCUGCUGGUCCAUUACGGCCACAGCUGCCUCAUUCCCGUGGAUCAGACGUGUGGCAUCAAGGUGCUGUACAUUUUUGUGGACAUCAAAAUCGAUCCGCUGCACUUCCUGGACUCUGUAAAGCUUAACUUCCGCCCAGAGGUGGGCCAAAUAGCUUUAGUCAGCACAAUACAGUUUGUGACAACGCUGCAGGCUGCAUCUACUGAGCUGAAAGCAGCGGGUUAUGAUGUGAUAGUACCACAGGCCAAGCCACUUAGUCCUGGAGAGAUUCUUGGGUGCACUUCCCCUCAGCUGCCGGAGACAACCAAGAUGAUAAUCUAUCUGGGUGACGGACGUUUUCAUCUGGAGUCCGCAAUGAUAGCAAACCCCUUGCUGAAGGCCUACAAGUAUGAUCCCUAUGAGAAGAAGUUCACCACAGAGCAGUACGACCACUCGGCGAUGCAGAAUCUUCGCCUAGACGCUGUUCAGCGGGCUAAGAAGGCGCGUCGCAUCGGCAUCAUACUUGGAACACUCGGAAGACAAGGAAGUUCAAGAGUGCAUCGUUUUUUGGAGAAGCGACUUCAUGCCAAGGGUAUCGAAACCACUACAUUAUUGCUGUCGGAGAUCUUCCCACAGAAAUUGGCUCUUUUCGCCGACAUCGACGCAUUCGUGCAGAUUGCUUGCCCGCGACUUUCAAUCGAUUGGGGAUCCGCCUUUAGCCAACCGUUGCUGAAUCCUUACGAGCUGUCCGUGGUUUUGGGCGAUGUCGAGUGGACGCCACAUAACUCGUCGCCGCGCAACAACGCCUAUCCGAUGGAUUUCUACGCCAGCGGCAGCCUGGGACCUUGGACUCCCAAUUUCAAGCCACCAGCGAUAGGAGAGUGCGAGAACAAGCCCUCGGCUGAUUGUUGUGGAAGAUGCACGCGAGCGGAAUUGGAGAAGGAUGAUUCCGGCAAGGCAGCGGCCCUGGCCGAUCUUCUCGACUUUAAGAAGGGAUAAACGAAUUGUCUGGCUCGCUUCCUACUGCCCACGGAUGCCCUCCAUCUCAAUCGAUCAGCCCAGAUCGUCUGCCCAAAUAUAUUGAUUACCUACUAAUUUAGUUAGUACAAAUUCGGUUUUUAAGCUAUUACUUUUAGGGCAUCUUUUGUGUUCAUCACAGAUAGGUUCAUAAUUUGUAUGUUCACAAUAGUAUGUGUUCUUUAGUUUAUUUAUCAUAUACACUUUUUUAACAGAGAUGCAAUUGUUAUAUAGCAACAAAAAUGUACACCAUUUGCAACAUUAAAAUAAUGUUUUAAAGGACUCCUGAAUAUUUUGGAAACAGUCAUUUUA
This is a messenger RNA of Drosophila erecta, 2188 nucleotides long. It is a transcript of the gene Dph1, whose product is annotated as 2-(3-amino-3-carboxypropyl)histidine synthase subunit 1. The transcript is spliced from 3 exons. Gene Ontology annotation, biological process: protein histidyl modification to diphthamide. Gene Ontology annotation, molecular function: 2-(3-amino-3-carboxypropyl)histidine synthase activity. The coding region runs from base 494 to 1858 and encodes 454 amino acids. NCBI's taxonomy places the organism in Eukaryota, Metazoa, Arthropoda, Insecta, Diptera, Drosophilidae. The record is from RefSeq and is a predicted model, not a curated record.